UCUGACACCUGACCACUGCCAUUAUAUACUCCCUUUCUCGAAACUUCUACCCAAAAUAAAGAAAAAAUCAGCCAGAAAAAAAGAAGAAAUUAGAUAGAUAGAGUCCGGAAAGUAAUCUACAGAAAACCCUAACUGAUUAGGGCAAUCAAUCCUUCCGAAUCGAGUCCCAAAAUUCCUUGGUUUUUUAAGGGAUUUUGGUCGAUCUGAUUUUCUGAUUGAAUCAAUCUAUCUAGGGUUUUGGUAUUGUGAGAGAGAGGGAAAAGGAUGGUUUCAGAAGCGAGUAAGAAGAAAGCAGCACAGAAGAAAGCAGCAGCAGCUGCAAAGAGAGGAGGGAAAUCAGUUUUGGCAGCAGCCUCAUCGAAAUCAACUGAGAAUUCUUCAAAUGGAAGUGAGAAAUUGGCGAACGGUGUUGCUUCGUUGCAGAUAUCUGAUAGAACUUGUACUGGUGUUCUUUGUUCUCAUCCACUCUCUAGAGAUAUUCGUAUAGAGUCAUUAUCUGUUACUUUUCAUGGGCAUGAUCUGAUAGUGGAUUCUGAAUUGGAACUUAACUAUGGCAGGCGGUAUGGUUUGCUUGGGCUGAAUGGUUGUGGUAAAUCUACGCUGCUUACUGCGAUAGGUUUCAGAGAGCUUCCGAUUCCAGAGCAUAUGGAUAUUUUUCAUCUGACCAGAGAGAUUGAAGCUUCUGACAUGUCUUCGCUGGAGGCGGUUAUAAAUUGUGAUGAAGAGAGGAUUAAAUUGGAGAAAGAAGCUGAAGUUUUGGCAGCACAGGAUGAUGGGGGUGGAGAGCAGCUUGAACGUAUAUAUGAGAGGCUGGAAGCAUUGGAUGCUUCGACUGCCGAGAAACGUGCGGCCGAAAUCUUGUUUGGUCUUGGUUUUAACAAAAUGAUGCAAGCUAAGAAAACACGGGAUUUCUCCGGAGGCUGGCGAAUGAGGAUAGCAUUGGCACGAGCGUUGUUUAUGAACCCAACAAUCCUGUUGCUCGAUGAACCAACAAACCAUUUAGAUUUAGAAGCUUGUGUCUGGUUGGAGGAAACCCUGAAGAACUUUGACCGUAUCCUUGUUGUAGUGUCUCACUCCCAAGACUUCUUGAAUGGUGUAUGCACAAAUAUCAUACACAUGCAGAACAAGAAGCUGAAACCCUACACUGGUAACUUUGACCAGUAUGUUCAGACACGGGCAGAACUUGAAGAGAACCAGAUGAAACAGUACAAGUGGGAGCAGGAACAGAUUUCCAAUAUGAAGGAGUACAUUGCAAGGUUUGGGCAUGGAUCUGCAAAACUUGCUCGUCAAGCACAAAGCAAAGAGAAGACACUGGCAAAGAUGGAGAGGGGUGGACUUACAGAAAAGGUUGCCAGAGACAGGAUUUUAGUCUUCCGGUUCACUGAUGUGGGUAAGCUCCCUCCACCAGUCCUCCAAUUUGUGGAAGUCACAUUUGGUUAUACAGAAGAUAAUCUUAUCUACAAGAGCAUCGACUUCGGAGUGGACUUGGACUCGAGGAUAGCGCUUGUGGGUCCAAAUGGUGCUGGGAAAAGUACGUUACUAAAGCUGAUGACAGGGGAUUUGGUUCCUCUUGAUGGCAUGGUUAGGCGUCACAACCACCUGAGGAUUGCUCAGUUCCAUCAGCACUUGGCUGAGAAACUUGAUCUGGAGUUGUCUGCACUUCAAUACAUGCUGAAGGAAUAUCCUGGCAAUGAGGAAGAAAGGAUGAGGGCCGCUAUAGGAAGGUUUGGGUUGACCGGCAAAGCACAAAUAAUGCCGAUGAAGAACCUGUCUGAUGGCCAGAGGAGCAGAGUCAUUUUUGCAUGGUUGGCAUGGAGGCAGCCUCAUCUGCUGUUGCUGGACGAACCUACCAACCAUCUUGACAUCGAGACAAUCGAUUCUCUGGCGGAAGCGUUAAAUGAAUGGGAUGGUGGGUUAGUUCUUGUCAGCCAUGACUUUAGGCUUAUCAACCAGGUAGCUGAAGAGAUUUGGGUGUGUGAGAAUCAGACCCUGACACGUUGGGAGGGUGAUAUUUUGGACUUCAAGGAACACCUCAAGAGCAGGUCUGGCGUAUCUGAUUAAGUUAGUGAACUGAGUUGCAGCAUCGGAUAGUUAUUCUGGUAUAUUACAUAAUUAUUUCACCAUAUCAUCUGGGGCUGUGGUAUUACCUUACGCACUACUGCUGUCACAAGAGACUACGGGGGUGAUUGUAGCGAUCAAGAUGAUCAUAUUGUAGGUCUGUGUUAAGGUUUAUAUGUCUGGGGAUUUUCCAGAUUUUAGGUUAGUUCUUUUAGUAAUAUUUGUUUUGUGUGGCUUGAUGAUGAUGAAAGAAUGUUAUUCCUGAUUUCUGAAUCCUUGACUAUUUCGUAGGAUUUAGAUUGUAAGAAGAAAGAGGCAUUUAGAGCUUCUUAAUUUCAUUUUGCCGCUUUUUCUGUUGAAUGUCUUGCCUUCAAUUCUGAAACGGAAGUUGUUUUACUUGUGUGA
This is a messenger RNA of Papaver somniferum (opium poppy), 2463 nucleotides long. Its product is annotated as ABC transporter F family member 1-like. Gene Ontology annotation, molecular function: ATP hydrolysis activity; ATP binding. The record is from RefSeq and is a predicted model, not a curated record. NCBI's taxonomy places the organism in Eukaryota, Viridiplantae, Streptophyta, Magnoliopsida, Ranunculales, Papaveraceae. The coding region runs from base 265 to 2061 and encodes 598 amino acids. The transcript is spliced from 5 exons.